Ooceraea biroi (clonal raider ant) is the source of this 3895-nucleotide messenger RNA. RefSeq names its product holocarboxylase synthetase-like protein (gene Hcs). Gene Ontology annotation, molecular function: biotin--[biotin carboxyl-carrier protein] ligase activity. Lineage: Eukaryota; Metazoa; Arthropoda; Insecta; Hymenoptera; Formicidae. The record is from RefSeq and is a predicted model, not a curated record. Gene Ontology annotation, cellular component: cytoplasm. Gene Ontology annotation, biological process: protein modification process.
UACCAGCGAUCAGCGACAACGGGUAACGCGUGCGCGUGUGGGGACUUUCCGAUCGUUCGAGUCGUGUGCACUUUCGAUCUUCAAUUCGUGUUUACUCGAUAAUGAACGGCCCACGUUACGUAACGCAAGCCGCAACAUCUAUUCAGAAUUUCGUGCGAGCGAUCUGCACGCAUUCGCUUCCCCUACUUUUUCGAGCGCUACACGCUCGUAGGUUAGAAGUUUGCGGUUAGGGCGCCCGACUCCCAUUCGCGCCCGCACUCUAUUGGUCGCUAUCGCGAUUGCGGCAAACUUCAAGCGAAACGGCGGAUCUAGUCAAGCGCCUCCGCGAAUCAGAACGCUCGUCGUGAUCACGUGGCCCGAAUUUCGCGGUUUCGCGCGACGCACCGUCGCGACCAUUCGAUAUCCUCGAGAGCUUCGAUACCGCUUCUGCGCUUUACUUUGGCCGCCCGUGAGGUCGCCGGAGAGACGAGAAGUGCCGUUUUGGGAUCAUGAAUUAGUUGCAGCAGGAUUCCUGUACAGAAUAAGAAUACUGUAGAGGUUUUUAAGACUUGUAGAGUACAUUUAUAAAGAUGCUGUUAACAAUUCUUUAUAUGUUAGCCACAGUGAUGCAGACACGCAGGAUAUCAUUCUUAAAGGAGCAUUUGAAAGUUGUUUUUAACAGAAAUCGUCCUUCCAUUAUGUUUCAUACUAAAUCAUCUCAGCAUUUAAAUAAAAAUCAUAAUGGAAGCAAGCCGGCUGAAAAUGUUAUGUCUUCUGACUUAUGCCUUAAUAAGAAUCUCGCUAAACUUGGCGAAUGGCUAUGGUACCAAGGCGAUAUAAAAUUAUGUACUGUAUAUCCUGAACAACUAGUUAAUGUAUUAAACUGGCUGGCCUACCCACGUGGAAAAACAUUGUUCCCCCUGAAUGCAAAUAAUUGUUGCCAGUUGUCGAGCGCACCCAAUAGGAUGACUAUCCUUGUCGAAGCUGAUCUCGCAGCUUACAAACCUCAGGCCUCGAGUAAAACAAAGCUUGAAGAUUAUGGUCUAAUCAUCACUUGGAUAGCAAAUAAAAACAUUAAAAACAUUAACUUCAUUCUGGAGUCAGAUGCGGAUCAUAUUAUGAGCUUCAUAACUACAGUCAUGCAAGGACAAUAUUAUAUCAAUAAUGAUUUACUCGUAACGCGUAUACAAUCCGUUUUGGUGUCUGGACAACCAUGUACUUAUGACAACGAACCAUUGAACUGUGUACUGGACAAAAACGUUCUCUAUUCGCUAAGCGACGCAGCUGCGAUAGUCCUACAGCAACAGAAGACGGUAGAACUCGUCAAAUUCGGUGCGAAGGUGUAUCCGCAGAACAAGCAAUCGCCCAACGUAGUCUCACCCUCGUCCACGAACAAAGAAAUUUAUUCUUCCGAUAUAGGCAUCGGUGAUAUAUCAAGCACAUUUACGAGGUCUGUUGCCUCGGUCGUGCCUGCAGGUAACUCGUCACCUAAACUGGACGAAGUGUGUACAAGUACAAAGGACAACACGCUACUGAAACAAACAUCUACUGCCAUUAGAGAAAAAGUCGACGAUCCCGUGAAAUUUCAGUCACCUAUUAUCUGGGAGAAGAAAGUUCCGUUGCCUGCUGUCGAUUUUACCAAAAGACCCACAACUUCCAAAGCAUCCCUUCCGACACGGUCCGAGCCUUCGAGACAAGAAGAGGGAAACCUACUCAAGCCGCCAAACGUAGUAAUCUAUGCAGACAGCCCAGAUGCUAUCAGCAACGUAAAGACUGUACUAGAAAAGGCGUUAGAUCCAGACAGAUAUAUUGUUUACGCGUUAACAAGAGAUGAAGCUCGCUCAAACUGCUGGAUAGAUCAGGUUACCCUCGUUGUCGUCUGUGGCAACGUCGACGCUGAGGUCAGCGCUCAGCUUGUAGAAUACGUCAUACACGGUGGUAAACUUCUGGCCUUGUGCUCUGACAUGUUGCACACUCUGCUUCCAUCGUUUAAGACCGCGGAGGUGCGUGAGAGCGAACUCGUGCACUUUUCGUACGGUAAAUGGAAGCGUGUUCGCAUGAUGCAUCACAUUUUCUGUUAUCAUGCAUCUCCCGUACGAGCUCGGUUUUUCCAAGAUCACGAAGAUACGAGAACUGCAUUGAAUCCACCGACGUCUACCAGUGUUAAAGAUAAAAGAGGAAGACUGCACUCGUUCGACGUGAAAGUAUUGGGCACGGAGGAAACCUGGCAUAAUCCGAGUAUACUUCUCGCGACGCUCGCGAGCAGUGGUGGAAGAGUGGUGUUUUCCCAAAUUCAUUUGGAGGUAGAUCCAAUGCAGUAUGAAUAUGAAGAGGACAAGUUCAAUGCGCUCAAGGAGAGCAACGCUGUCCGUUUGGAGAUAAUCGGCGAUCUUCUGAGCACGCAUUUAGGAAUGAAGACGUCGAAAAGUGCGGGAGAACUCGUAAAAUAUACUCCGGCUUACUUCCUGGGCAAGUUUGAGAUAAAGAAGAAGAUGCUUGAUAAACUGAAGAGCAAACUGCAAGAAACUGACAUGUUAAAACUGCCGAAGUUGGACAUUCGCUUCUAUACGAACAGUGUGAUAACGGCAUCCGCGUCCGCCUCCUUCCUGCCAGUUAUGGUACAUCUGUGCCCGGAGAAUUUCUCUACCGUAAAGUAUUUCGAGAAUCUUGGCACGCAUGAAUUGGGACGCUUAGUGAUAUAUGCAGAUCUUCUGACAUCGUCCAUGCAUCUCACGGAAAAGCGUUUGGAACACGGCUUGGCAGUUAUUCCACGGCAGCAGACGCAAGGCGAAGGACGAGGUCGCAAUAUAUGGCUCAGUCCGCUGGGCUGCGCUAUGUUUACCUUACAAGUACACAUUUCGAAACAUUCAGUUCUCGGCCGUCGUAUUCCGCUCCUCCAGCAUGUUGUUGCUGUGGCACUCAUAUCGGCUAUCAGGUCUAAACGAGGAUACGAGGACAUUGAUCUCAGACUGAAGUGGCCUAAUGACAUAUACGUCGGUAACUCGGCCAAAAUUGGUGGUGUAACCGUUUCCACGCAAACAGACGGUUCAGAGUACAUUUGCAAUAUCGGAGUUGGCAUCAAUCUCUCAAACAGUAAACCCACGACAUGUAUCAAUGACGUGAUUGAGCAAUGUAAUCAAAAAUAUGGCAAGAAGUUGUCAAAGUACUCGUACGAGCAAUACUUAGCAUAUGUAUUCAAUGAACUGGAAAUUCUAUUGGACAUGAUAGAAAAGCACAACAUACAGUACUUUUACGAUCUUUAUUACAAAUAUUGGUUGCAUGCGAAUUCAAAAGUGACGGCGACAAAUCCAAAUGGGAAAUCCGAAAACGUCACAAUAUCGGGUAUCGACGAAAACGGGUUUUUGUUGGUAUUCGCGAAUGAUGGUAGGACAUUUCCUAUUCACCCGGAUGGAAAUAGUUUCGAUCUUUUGAAGGGAUUAAUAGCACCAAAAUAAUGUGCCGUUUGUUAAUUGUUACUAAGAAUCAUUCUAUGUACAUCAAAGUUUAUUAUAUAUAUAUACCAUACAUACAUAUAUAUAUAUAUAUUUUAUAGUGAUAUGUAUAAUAUAUAUAUUAUAUAUAAUAUCAUAAUAUUAUAUGUAAUAUAUAUAGUAUAUAAAAUAUACUAUAUAAUAUAUAUAUAAAAAUAAAUAUACAAUGCACAUGUUCAAAAGAUCUGAAUAGUAUCAAAUAGAGAGUAGACAAUAUUUAAUUUGUUGUAUAUAUAAUGUAUAUUAUGUUGCUAAAAUAUUUAUUGUGCGGGGGGAUUAGAUAUGAUUAUAGAUAGGUUUAGAAAUGAUUUUGUAUAAAAAUUUAUUGCAUUUUUCUCUCUAAACGACUUGUAGAUCGUGGACUAAUUGUAUUUUAUAUAUAUACUUGUAAUAUUUUAAUUAAAUAAUUUUUAUUUUACAUUAAA